GACACGGCCAGAGCACUGAGAGAUAUCAGGUAUUGAUGUAACUGGAGUGAAUAAGGGAACCUUCUUCCUGAGCACAGACAUUGGAACCUGUUAUCAGCAUGAACUCAUAUGUGUUAGACAAACACAUGAAUAGUUCAUUUCCAUCCUUUACUCCAGGAAGCCUCAGAAUGAUACCACAAACUCCAAUAGUCUCAGACACCAAUGGCUAUUCACAAACAUUGGGGAUAGCACAGCAGAUAUUUAAAGAAGAUGGUGAAUUGGCAGGAACUUCGAAGCAAUCAUUAUGUACAGAGAGUAAUUUAGUCAUCAAACAAGAGGACAACAUUUAUGACUUAUCUAGUGGAAUUAUUAUUUCAGAGGAUAAACCACACACAUUUACUGAGUUUUCAAAACAUAUUAAAGAAGGGAAAAGUCUACAGUCUAGCCAAAUGAUUCAUACAAAGGAGAAACCUUUCAAAUCUACAGAAAGUGAGAAAAGCUUUAGAUGGAAGUCUAAUUUACUAGAACACCACAAAAUUCACACAGGUGAGAAACCAUACACAUGUACUGAGUGCGGCAAAUGUUUUACACAAAUGGAUCAUCUGAAAACUCAUAAAAAGAUUCACUCAGGAGAAAAGCCUUUCACAUGUACAGAGUGUGGAAAAAGUUUUACACGAAUGUAUUGUCUGAAAACUCAUGAAAGGACUCACUCAGGAGAAAAGCCUUUCACAUGUACAGAAUGUGGAAAAAGUUUUGCAGAAAAGAGUUAUCUGAAAACUCAUGAAAGGAUUCACACAGGAGAAAAGCCUUUCACAUGUACAGAGUGUGGAAAAAGUUUUGCAGAAAAGAGUUAUCUGAAAACUCAUGAAAGGAUUCACACAGGAGAAAAGCCUUUCACAUGUACAGAGUGUGGAAAAAGUUUUACAGAAAAGAGUCAUCUGAAACGUCAUGAAAGGAUUCACACAGGAGAAAAACCUUUCCCAUGUACAGAGUGUGGAACAUGUUUUACAGAAAAGAGGCAUCUGAAAAAGCAUGAAAAGAUUCACACAGGAGAAAAGCCUUUCACAUGUAUAGAGUGUGGAAAAAGUUUUACAGUAAAGAGUAGUCUGAAAACUCAUGAAAGGAUUCACACAGGGGAAAAGCCUUUCACAUGUACAGAGUGUGGAAAAUGUUUUACAGUAAAGAGUAGUCUGAAAACUCAUGAAAGGAUUCACACAGGGGAAAAGCCUUUCACAUGUACAGAGUGUGGAAAAAGUUUUGCAGAAAAGUUUAAUCUGAAAAAGCAUGAAAAGAUUCACACAGGGGAAAAGCCUUUCACAUGUACAGAGUGUGGAAAAAGUUUUACAGAAAAGAGUAGUCUGGAAACUCAUGAAAGGAGUCACACAGGAGAAAAGCCUUUCACAUGUACAGAGUGUGGAAAAAGUUUUACAGAAAGGAGUCAUCUGAAACGUCAUGAAAGGAUUCACACAGGGGAAAAGCCUUUCACAUGUACAGAGUGUGGGAAAAGUUUUACAGAAAAGGGUCAUCUGAAAAGUCAUGAAAGGAUUCACACAGGGGAAAAUCCUUUCACAUGUACAGAGUGUGGAAAAAGUUUUACAGAAAAGUUUAAUCUGAAAAAGCAUGAAAAGAUUCACACAGGAGAAAAGCCUUUCACAUGUACAGAGUGUGGAAAAAGUUUUACAGAAAAGAGUAGUCUGGAAACUCAUGAAAGGAGUCACACAGGAGAAAAGCCUUUCACAUGUACAGAGUGUGGAAAAAGUUUUACAGAAAGGAGUCAUCUGAAACGUCAUGAAUUGAUUCACACAGGAGAAAAACCUUUCCCAUGUACAGAGUGUGGAACAUGUUUUACAGAAAAGAGUCAUCUGAAAAGUCACAAAAGGAUUCACACAGGAGACAAGCCUUUCACAUGUACAGAGUGUGGAAAAUGUUUUACAGUAAAGUGUAGUCUGAAAACUCAUGAAAGGAUUCACACAGGAGAAAAGCCUUUCACAUGUACAGAGUGUGGAAAAAGUUUUACACAAAUGUAUUGUCUGAAAACUCAUGAAAGGACUCACUCAGGAGAAAAGCCUUUCACAUGUACAGAGUGCGGAAAAAGUUUUACACGAAUGUAUUGUCUGAAAACUCAUGAAAGGACUCACUCAGGAGAAAAGCCUUUCACAUGUACAGAGUGUGGAAAAUGUUUUACAGUAAAGAGUAAUCUGAAAACUCAUGAAAGGAUUCACACAGGAGAAAAGCCUUUCACAUGUACAGAGUGUGGAAAAAGUUUUAAAGAAAAUAGUAGUCUGGAAACUCAUGAAAGGAUUCACACAGGAGAAAAGCCUUUCACAUGUACAGAGUGUGGAAAAAGUUUUACACAUAUGAAUCAUCUGAAAACUCGUAAAAAGAUUCACUCAGUAGAAAAGCCUUUCACAUGUAAAGAGUGUGGAAAAAGAUUUACAGAAAAGAGUUAUCUGAAAACUCAUGAAAGGAUUCACACAGGAGAAAAACCUUUCACAUGUACAGAGUGUGGAACAUGUUUUACAGAAAAGAGUCAUCUGAAAAGUCACAAAAGUAGUCACACAGGGGAAAAGCCUUUUACAUGUACAGAGUGUGGAAAAUGUUUUACAGAAAAGAGUAGUCUGAAAAAGCAUGAAAUGAUUCACACAGGAGAAAUGACUUUCACAUGUACCGAGUGUGGAAAAAGUUUUACAGAAAAGAGUAGUCUGGAAACUCAUGAAAGGAGUCACACAGGAGAAAAGCUUUUCGCAUGUACAGAGUGUGGAAAAAGUUUUACAGAAAAGAGUGAUCUGAAAAAGUAUGAAAGGAUUCACACAGGAGAAAAGCCUUUCACAUGUACAGAGUGUGGGAAAAGUUUUACACAAAAGAGUGAUCUGAAAAGUCACAUAAGGAUUCACACAGGGGAAAAGCCUUUCACAUGUACAGAGUGUGGGAAAAGUUUUACACAUAUUAGUAAUCUGAAAAACCAUGAAAGGUUUCACACAGGGGAAAAGCCUUUCACAUGUACAGAGUGUGGAAAAUGUUUUACAGUAAAGAGUAGUCUGAAAAAGCAUGAAAGGAUUCACACAGGAGAAAAGCCUUUCACAUGUACAGAGUGUGGAAAAUGUUUUACAGUAAAGAGUGUUCUGGAAAAGCAUGAAAGGAUUCACACAGGAGAAAAGCCUUUCACAUGUAAAGAGUGUGGAAAAAGUUUUACACAAAAGAGUGAUCUGAAAAGUCACAUAAGGAUUCACACAGGGGAAAAGCCUUUCACAUGUACAGAGUGUGGGAAAAGAUUUACAGAAAAGAGUAGUCUGAAAAAGCAUGAAAGGAUUCACACAGGAGAAAAGCCUUUCACAUGUACAGAGUGUGGAAAAAGUUUUACAGAAAAGAGUAGUCUGAAAAAGCAUGAAAGGAUUCACACAGGAGAAAAGCCUUUCACAUGUACAGAGUGUGGGAAAACAUUCUCGUGCACUACUCAUCUGAAAACUCAUGAAAGGACUCACUCAGGAGAAAAGCCUUUCACAUGUACAGAAUGUGGAAAAAGUUUUACAGAAAAGAGUCAUCUGAAAACUCAUGAAAGGAUUCACACAGGAGAAAAGCCUUUCAUAUGUACAGAGUGUGGAAAAUGUUUUACUUCAAAGAGUAGUCUGAAAACUCAUGAAAGGAUCCACACAGGGGAAAAGCCUUUCACAUGUACAGAGUGUGGAAAAAGUUUUACAGAAAAGAGUCAUCUGAAAUGUCAUGAAAGGAUUCACACAGGAGAAAAACCUUUCACAUGUACAGAGUGUGGAAAAAGUUUUACAGAAAAGAGUAGUCUGGAAACUCAUGAAAGGAGUCACACAGGAGAAAAGCCUUUCACAUGUACAGAGUGUGGAAAAAGUUUUACAGAAAAGAGUUAUCUGAAAUGUCAUGAAAGGAUUCACACAGGAGAAAAACCUUUCCCAUGUACAGAGUGUGGAACAUGUUUUACAGAAAAGAGUCAUCUGAAAAGUCACAAAAGGAUUCACACAGGAGAAAAGCCUUUCACAUGUACAGAGUGUGGAAAAUGUUUUACAGUAAAGAGUAGUCUGAAAACUCAUGAAAGGAUUCACACAGGAGAAAAGCCUUUCACAUGUGCAGAGUGUGGAAAAAGUUUUACAAAAAAGAGUAAUCUGAAAAAGCAUGAAAAGAUUCACACAGGAGAAAAGCCUUUCACAUGUACAGAGUGUGGAAAAAGUUUUACAGAAAAGAAUAGUCUGGAAACUCAUGAAAGGAGUCACACAGGAGAAAAGCCUUUCACAUGUACAGAGUGUGGAAAAAGUUUUACAGAAAAGAGUCAUCUGAAACGUCAUGAAAGGAUUCACACAGGAGAAAAACCUUUCCCAUGUACAAAGUGUGGAACAUGUUUUACAGAAAAGAGUCAUCUGAAAAGUCACAAAAGGAUUCACACAGGAGAAAAGCCUUUCCCAUGUACAGAGUGUGGAAAAUGUUUUACAGUAAAGAGUAGUCUGAAAACUCAUGAAAGGAUUCACACAGGGGAAAAGCCUUUCACAUGUACAGAGUGUGGAAAAAGUUUUACAGAAAAGUUUAAUCUGAAAAAGCAUGAAAAGAUUCACACAGGAGAAAAGCCUUUCACAUGUACAGAGUGUGGAAAAAGUUUUGCAGAAAAGAGUAGUCUGGAAACUCAUGAAAGGAGUCACACAGGAGAAAAGCCUUUCACAUGUACAGAGUGUGGAAAAAGUUUUACAGAAAAGUUUAAUCUUAAAAAGCAUGAAAAGAUUCACACAGGAGAAAAGCCUUUCACAUGUACAGAGUGUGGAAAAAGUUUUACAGAAAAGAGUAGUCUGGAAACUCAUGAAAGGAGUCACACAGGAGUAAAGCCUUUCACAUGUACAGAGUGUGGGAAAAGUUUUACAGAAAAGGGUCAUCUGAAAAGUCAUGAAAGGAUUCACACAGGGGAAAAGCCUUUCACAUGUACAGAGUGUGGGAAAAGUUUUACAGAAAAGGGUCAUCUGAAAAGUCAUGAAAGGAUUCACACAGGGGAAAAGCUUUUCACAUGUACUGAGUGCGGCAAAUGUUUUACACAAAUGUAUUGUCUGAAAACUCAUGAAAUGACUCACUCAGGAGAAAAGCCUUUCACAUGUACAGAGUGUGGAAAAAGUUUUACACGAAUGUAUUGUCUGAAAACUCAUGAAAGGACUCACUCAGGAGAAAAGCCUUUCACAUGUACAGAGUGUGGAAAAUGUUUUACAGUAAAGAGUAAUCUGAAAACUCAUGAAAGGAUUCACACAGGAGAAAAGCCUUUCACAUGUACAGAGUGUGGAAAAAGUUUUAAAGAAAAUAGUAGUCUGGAAACUCAUGAAAGGAUUCACACAGGGGAAAAGCCUUUCACAUGUACAGAGUGUGGAAAAAGUUUUACACAUAUGAGUAAUCUGAAAAACCAUGAAAGUAUUCACAAGGGAAGAAACCUUUCGAAUGUUUAGAAAGUGAAAAAAAGGUUUUUAUUGAAAUCAAUUAUUAUAAAACACCAAAUAUAUAUUUUUUUAUAUUUCUGUUUAUUUUACAAUUACAUAAUACAUUUAAAGCAAAAAGCAUUUUCAUCACACAGGACAACAUCUAUUAUAACAAUAAUUUAAACACAACAAAAGAGUCCCAGGGUAUUUGAUCAAGUAUAAUACAUUAUAAAAUAACAUAAUAAAAAAAUAAAAAAAGAAAGCAGGAAAAAGAAGUCCAGUAUAAGCAUUAACGUCAUCCUGGAGAGAAAAAAAAAAAGAA
This is a messenger RNA of Bombina bombina (fire-bellied toad), 5712 nucleotides long. RefSeq names its product gastrula zinc finger protein XlCGF26.1-like. Gene Ontology annotation, cellular component: nucleus. The record is from RefSeq and is a predicted model, not a curated record. Lineage: Eukaryota; Metazoa; Chordata; Amphibia; Anura; Bombinatoridae. Gene Ontology annotation, molecular function: DNA-binding transcription factor activity, RNA polymerase II-specific; RNA polymerase II cis-regulatory region sequence-specific DNA binding. The coding region runs from base 99 to 5420 and encodes 1773 amino acids. The transcript is spliced from 5 exons. Gene Ontology annotation, biological process: central nervous system development; regulation of transcription by RNA polymerase II.